AAAAAAUGAAAAUGUUUAAAAGCUCAGGGUAUUUCUGGUAUUGCUAGACAAUAUGGUUCCUUGCACAAAGACAUACUAGCACCCCUUUUCUCAAGACAUUUUAGUGCCAUCUGCAAGAACUUCAUUGCAAUAAGCACACAGAUGUCUAGGACAUUAAUAGUGACCCCGUAGAUGUGGUGCAUUUUUGUAGUGCACAACCUACACACCCUUACACAUUGGCCCAGGACACCAGAGAUUACAUUACAUUACAAGUCUUACACUGGUCUGAUUGUAAUUUAAAACCUGGAAAGGUGACAGGUGGGCAUCUGACGAAAGCUGUAGGUAAGGAUGGAGAUUACCUGGACACUCUUCUUUGUGCCAGAGGAAUAACAUCUCUCGAUGUUCGCAGCUAUUGAUCCCCUUUUACUCCUAAAAGGGAUGGAAUAAUUGCAGGAUUGCAUUUAAGAGCUAAAAACUUAGGGACCUCAGUGCCUCCUGCCAUCAUCCACCAUUGUGUUCCCCCAGCAAGGGCGGGCAGAGGAGGUUUGAGUGACACGUUUGCACUCUGCUCCAGCUUGGCCCUUGGCUUCACUCUAGGGAAUGCCUAUCACAAAGGGUCGCCUCCAAGUGUGAUACUGGGAGUUUUGGCUCUCAUCUGGCACCUUUUUGUCUGACUGUUUACCAAACCGAAGAAGUCAGUAGGCUCAGAACACACUACAAAGGAACAUUCUGUUCCAUACUUGUAGUCCUUGCUGCUCUCUUCAUGGGGGGUGAGGAAACAGGGAAGCAUGAGAAUAUCUUGUAGAAUUUCUCAGUGUGGGCACUACCCAAUUAUAUACUCUUGAGGUGUCAAUUAUUUGUAACAUUAAAUUGCCUAUGCAUAGAUCAAUAUCAAGUAGCAAUCAAAUGAAACAGUGUUAUAAUAAUUUGAUUAAAACAACACAAAUUUAGAAAUACCUACAAAUGCAAGGUAUAGAAAAAAUAUUAAAAUUGUGUUUUAUCCAUAGUUGCUCUCUCCCUUCUCCAUUUUAUCACCUAGUCCUUAUGUCCUCUUACAUAUAUCUGAUGAACUGUCUCAACAUCUUUCUGGAAAGAGGGAGGUCCAUUAUGAAUAAAGAGAGCUAUUGGAUCCUGACUUCACCAUCCAGUACCUUCCAGCCCAAAUGGGACUGUGCAUCACAAGACGUAUUUUAAAAAUAAAAGGCACUACCAGAAACUUUUCAGGGCUGGGGGGCAUGAUUUCAUGCUCAGUGAGGAAAAGAGAUGUAAAUUGCUUUAAGUGCACAGAAGCCCACUGGGAAAUCCAAACUGAUUUGAGCAGAGCAUGAGGAGGGGGAGGAGAGAGAAAACAUCCUAGGGGCAGAAACUCCAAGGAGAAAGUGGAAGAGAAGAGCAGCUUUUUGUAUGUUGAUUUGUGAUCGUUCUAUGCAGAGUGCUGGAAGGUGCAUUCACUUGGAACAAGAACAGAGAGGGGCACCCAGAGAGGAGAUGCAUGGGAAAGACCAAGGAAAGACAAUGUUAGGGCAUAAAUACUCAGCAAAUGACUCUCUGGAAAUAAUAAAGGAGCUGCUGUAGAAAUAACAGAGAAAAGCUCAUUGUAUUGUGCAAUUAGGCUGCUUAAAAGCACCGAGGACACAUGUAUGCACACAAUAUUGAGCGCCCAGUUGUCUACAGCAACAGGGCGGCAGCAGACCCUGGCAUGUCAGGAUCCUGCAGUAUGAGAACUUGGCAAGCCCUGCAUCAGAAACCUACCUAGUUUACAGUUCUUGAAUGAAGCAAAUGGUUUCCUCUGUACACGUAACUGCACCCCUUCUGAUGUCAAAGCCAAGGAGAAGCUUGUCCCCUUAUUGAAGCCAGGAGGAAGGUCCCAUUUGGAAAUUCCCAAGGAACACCAAUGCUGAUUAAGAGGGGUAGGCAUCAGAAUGGUGGCACCUCUACAUGUUCAGCAUGGUGCUUUAAAGACGUCAUCCCUCAUCACGACUUUAUAAAGGAAGUAAAGUUAUCCUACUUUACACUGAGGAAUCUGAGGCUCAGAGACAGUGAGUAACAAGCCUAAGGUCAUACAGCUUGUCAGAGAAAAGCCAGUAUUCAAACUCAGGUCUAUCCGACUUGAAAUUCCAUGUGCUUUGCACUGCCUUGUCCAUGCAAUAUGGCAAGGCUGUGUUUUGUGACCCCCACUUAAGGUGUGGCUUUACAGGGACCAGGAGAAAGGCCAGGGAGGGAGGGUGGGUAAAGAAGGAGGUGGUUUUUCCAAGAAGGCCUGAGACUCACUACACACCCUCAGCGCUGACCAGUGCCACUGAGGCAGAAGGUUGCAUGGGUGUCGUGUGGAAGCAGCUUCAGGAUGAGGUCCAUAAAUAUGCAUCAUGGCUGAGUUGAGUGAAUGAAUGAAUGAAUAAAUGAAAAGCAAACAUAUGGGCAGAAGUUGGAAAUACUGGACAGCACUAGGGUGGUUAAAAGUACAAAGGCUGAGUCAGACUUUGUUAAGUUAUUUAAACUCUGAGCCUCAGUUUGCUCAUCUACAAAAUGGGGACAAUAGUAUAACAUAGGAUUUUUGCAAAUGCUCAACCAUUUGUGGCAAUUCUUAUCAUUCUCACUACGCUGAUUAUUUCUAUCAGGGACAGUGGCCCAUUUGCUUAAGGAAGUCGUGGAGACACUCGUAUGAUUCCUUUCAUUCCCAAAGCAGGCCACUCACACUGUCUCCUGGUGAUUCAUUUUUCUACUUUAGGGAAACCCUAGUAGCUUAUUUGCUCCUUUUUUUACCAGGGAAAAAAUGUUGGAAGGAGAACUGCCUGAACCUCAAAACUCUUAUUAUAAACCUGGACCUAUGGGUUUCCCCUCAGGCCCCAGUGCUCCAGAGGCACUUGGAGGAAGGAUGUCCCAAGCAGACAAGGAACUUGUGGUCUGGCAUGUGUCCAGUGGGUGGAGCCAGAGAGCUCCUAGCCACAGGCCACCUUGCUGAAGGCUGAUAAGUACUAUCUGCACAUCCAAGCAGACGAGAGACCCAGACGAAAGAAGACCUAUGAUAUCUGCAUGGCUGGCUGUGGGAUUACAUUUUUUUUUAAAUUCUGUGCUCAUAAAAGUACAUUUCAGUUAGAUUUUUACCAUAAUAGAACAAGCCACAAAAUUGAAAUUUAAAAAGGAGGAGGAAGAAGGAGAUAUUUUAAUUCAGUUUUAGAUCCCCCUGCUAUGGAAUGUUUGCUUCCUGACUUUUAAGAGGCAGCAGAGUAUGUCCAAGCAUUCUCAACUGAAAAGAGGGACAUUCCAGGGAAACACUGAUAUUUUUGUUUUCUCCUCACUGGAGAAAAGGGUGCCUGGCUUACAGAAAACAAUUUGCAUGUACUUUAUCUUCCCCACCCUCCCAACAGACCCUGAGGCUCUUACUGGAGUCUUAUAUCUGUACAGAAGUUGUGUCAAGUAAGUCUAAGAAAAUUUUACCCCAGGAGCAGUCACUUAGCUUCCAAGUCCACACGGCAGCAAACCUGCCCCAUGGUUUUUACUUUAACACUGUUGUUCCUUUUUUCAGUUGUAAAUCUUUCCAAAAACAUAAGUAGGGGGCCAGAGGAAACAGGAGAAGAAAAAGAUGCAUUUUGGUAGGAUUCUUGCUGGUCAAAGAUUUUGGAAUGCCAUGGAAACAAUGGCAAAGCAGCUGGCACCAUGUCAAGAACAGAGAGAGAGAGAGAGAGAGACACCAGAUACUGAAGCCAGGGGACCAGUUCCUUGGUGUUGCUUUGGCAUUGGUGCCUGCAGUGGGAGGAGAAAGCUGAGCCCACAAACACACAGAGCAGAGCAGGGCUCUGGGUAUAUAACUGUUAGGUGCCUCCCUCCAGCACUAUCUCCUGGGACGCACUCUUCCUUGUUGUGGAGCCGGGCAAAUCUUUAUCAGCCACUACCUUCUGCCGUCAGGAAGCCAGCUAGAGUGGCCUUUAAAGAAAACUGCGCAUCUCCUGCCACUUAAAAUCAAAAACUACCUAAAAUAAAGAUUAUAGAGCCAGAGGAAGAGAUAGCCAUGGAGGAUAGCCCCACUAUGGUUAGAGUGGACAGGGGUGAAAACCAGGUUUCACCAUGUCGAGGGAGAAGGUGCUUCCCCAAAGCUCUUGGCUAUGUCACCGGUGAUAUGAAAGAACUUGCCAACUGGCUUAAAGACAAACCUGUGGUGCUCCAGUUCGUCAACUGGAUUCUUCGGGGCAUAUCCCAAGUGGUGUUUGUCAACAACCCCAUCAGUGGAAUCCUGAUUCUGGUGGGACUUCUUGUUCAGAACCCCUGGUGGGCUCUCACUGGCUGGCUGGCAACAGUGGUCUCCACUCUGAUGGCCCUCUUGCUCAGCCAGGACAGGUCAUCAAUAGCGUCUGGGCUCUAUGGCUACAAUGCUACCCUGGUGGGAAUACUCAUGGCCGUCUUUUCAGACAACGGAGACUAUUUCUGGUGGUUGUUAUUCCCUAUAUGUGCUAUGUCCAUGACUUGCCCAAUUUUCUCAAGCGCAUUGAAUUCUGUGCUCAUCAGAUGGGACCUCCCUGUCUUCACCCUCCCUUUCAACAUGGCAUUGUCAAUGUACGUUUCAGCCACAGGACAUUACAAUCCGUUCUUUCCAGGCAAAUUGGUCAUACCUGUAACUUCACAGCCAAAUAUCUCCUGGUCUGAUCUAAGUGCCCUGGAGUUAUUGAAAUCUAUACCAGUGGGGGUUGGUCAGAUCUACGGCUGUGAUAAUCCGUGGACAGGGGGCAUUUUCCUGGGAGCCAUCCUGCUCUCCUCCCCACUCAUGUGCCUGCAUGCUGCCAUUGGAUCCUUGCUGGGCAUAGCAGCAGGACUCAGUCUUGCAGCCCCAUUUGAGGACAUCUACUUUGGACUCUGGGGUUUCAACAGCUCUCUGGCCUGCAUUGCAAUGGGAGGAAUGUUCAUGGCGCUCACUUGGCAAACCCACAUCCUGGCUCUUGGCUGUGCCCUGUUCACGGCCUAUCUUGGAGUCGGGUUGGCAAACAUAAUGGCUGGGAUUGGAUUGCCAGCUUGUACCUGGCCCUUCUGCUUGGCCACGAUAUUGUUCCUCAUCAUGACCACAAAAAAUUCCAACAUCUACAAGAUGCCCCUCAGUAAAGUUACUUAUCCUGAAGAAAACCGUAUCUUCUACCUACAAACCAAGAAAAGGAUAGUGGAAAGCCCUUUGUGAGAAUAAGCCCCAUCUGCAGCCAUGGUCACGAGUCAUUUCUGCCUGACUGCUCCAGCUAACUUCCAGGAUCUCAGCAAACUGCUGUUUUUCAUGAGUAUCAACUUUCAUACUAACGCAUCUGCGAUCUGUUCUUAUGCUCAUUUUGCAUUUUCCUUUCAACUCCAGGAAUAUCCUCAAGCAUAUGAGAGCCACAUCUAGGUGAUGUGCUCUUGUAUGGAAUUGGAAAGCCCAGUGGGGGCUUAGCACUCAGACUGGAACACAUAUAAAGUCAAAGUGCUCCAACAGAAGGAGGAAGUAAAAACAAACUAUUGUUAUUUAUUGAUAUUCUUGGUGUUUCACUAGCUGGAUGAUGUUAACAGUAUUAAAAAUUAAACCCCAUAAACCAACUAAGCCUUAUGGAAUUCACAGUUGCAAAAUCGAAAUUAAUUCAGAAUUCUGUGACAAGCAGCUUAGCUUUAAAAGAAAAAAAAAAAUCAAUGCAAGUUACAAAUUACAGCCUGGGUCAAUAUUACAGAGGUGCAAGUUGACAGCCAAGCUCGGUCCCCACUUCCUGCAAACAAUGGCCUGCACCCUGUCCAUUCUGUGUGUGGCAUUCUCUCAUGGGACAUGGUUGGAGUUUUUCAGACUGAUGGGACUGCAAGAGGGAGAGAUGAAUUUUGUUCAGCAAAAUUAUUCUGUAUUGCAACUUUUCUCACAGACUGUAAAGGAUUUUUUAGGUAGAGAUUAUUUUUCCAUAUGAAAAAUGAUCUGUUUUAAAAGAGACAAAAUAGGAGCAGUUCCUGGCUUAACCUGUUCUUAGAUAUUAAAGAAAACUUACAUACUGUAUUUAUGAAAUACUCAGGUAUUUUCACUUUAGCCCCUACAUUGAUUUUGUAAAUGCCACAAAUGCAUAGAAUUGUUACCAACCUCCAAAGGGCUCCUUAAAAUCAUAUUUCUUAUUCAUUUGAGGAUGUCUUAUAAAGACUGAAGGCAAAGGACAGAUUGCUUAUGGGUGUUAUUUUUAUAAGUUGUUGAAUUUCUUAAUUAAUAAAAGCUCAUUAUUUUCUGCA
Messenger RNA from Sapajus apella (tufted capuchin), 6192 nucleotides. RefSeq names its product solute carrier family 14 member 1 (Kidd blood group) (gene SLC14A1). The transcript is spliced from 10 exons. Bases 3989 to 5143 code for a protein of 384 amino acids. Gene Ontology annotation, biological process: urea transmembrane transport. Gene Ontology annotation, molecular function: urea transmembrane transporter activity. Gene Ontology annotation, cellular component: membrane. NCBI's taxonomy places the organism in Eukaryota, Metazoa, Chordata, Mammalia, Primates, Cebidae. The record is from RefSeq and is a predicted model, not a curated record.